Molecule: messenger RNA, 952 nt
Organism: Megachile rotundata (alfalfa leafcutting bee)
Lineage: Eukaryota; Metazoa; Arthropoda; Insecta; Hymenoptera; Megachilidae
Gene: Csl4
Product: exosome component 1 Csl4
Biological process (GO): RNA processing
Cellular component (GO): cytoplasm; nuclear exosome (RNase complex)
Molecular function (GO): RNA binding
Source: RefSeq, a predicted model, not a curated record
AUUAUGUACAAUUCUUAUUAAAUACCAAUUUUAAAUGUUAACCUCUGCACAUUUUCAUACUUACCAAUAAAAUAUUUUAAUUUUGUUAAUUUUCAAGUGACGUUGAUUAUUCAUAAAUUAAUUGCAUACAUGAAGGGUAUAAAGCAAUACCCAUGCCAAAGUUUGUGAUUAUUUAUAUUACAUUUAAAAAUAUUUAAAAUAGUGACAGAAAGUACACUAAUAACUUUGGUAAAUAAGUAAUUGAUGAUUGAUACGUGUUACAAGUUGUAAUACUCAUAUAAUUAAAGUAUUUGAAUUAGAAAAGAUGGAGAAGGACGUCAUAGUAUGUGUACCAGGUCAAAGAUUAUGUGUCUCUGAUAAAGUUAACAUAGCUGGAACUGGAACUUAUGAACAGCAAGGUUAUAUUUAUUCUAAACUUGCAGGCGUAGUUAAAUUGGUGCAAGAGGAAAAUACCCGUACCAUAGAAGUCCAUGGAAUAACAGAACAAAGUAUUGUUCCUGCUCCGGGUGACAUUGUGACUGCUAUGGUCACUGUUGUUAAUCAAAGAUUUUGCAAAUGUAGUAUAAAAUGUAUAGGUGACAUUGUAUUGACUAGACCUUAUAGAGGGAUUUUAAGGAAAGAAGAUGUAAGGGCAUUAGACAAAAGCAAUAUUCAAAUGUACAAAUCUUUUAGACCUGGAGAUAUUAUCCUAGCAAGGGUUAUGCCAAUGACAGAAGCUCAUACUUAUCAAUUAAGUACAGCAGAAAAUGAAUUAGGCGUAGUUAUAGCACACAGUGAAGAAGGUGUAGCUAUGAUACCCAUAAGUUGGACUCAAAUGCAAUGUCCUAAAACAUUGCGCAAAGAAUUCAGAAAAGUAGCAAAAGUUAUUCCAGAACAUGUUGUUGCAGAACAAUAAUUUUUAUAUUAUUAUUUUGUUACUGUGUAUAUGCUUCUCAAAUGAAAUAAAAUAUGU